AUGGCUCCCUCCCUCCAAAUACUAUUUCACUUGCUCUUGGCCGACAAUUUUAUAUCUAGGGGGGUCGCCGGCCAUAUUUUCCAAGAAAGCGGCAAAAAGAUUAAGGCCAAGAAGGCGGAGUAUCGCGUCUUAAUAAAGCACCCAUACCUAAAUAUCGUCCAAUAUAUCCUCUACGUCCCGGAAGGCAUCUUCCUAUACCGAAUAGAAUCCACUGCUAUCGCUUGGCUUGAACGCCUCGGCCUCGUUCACGGCGAUCUCCGGCCGGCCAAUACCCUUCUUAAUAUAAAGGACAACAUCCAGCUUAGCGACUUCGACGCAACCGUUAAGCCAGGCGCGGAACUUAUAGUAACGUACGAGCCUCUCUAUAAGAUAGAUGAGAAUUUCAAACCGCCGCUUGCUGGUCCGGUUAGCGAGCAGUUCUCACUUGCCUCGUACAUCUACAAUAUCCCUCGGGUUAAGAAGCUAAUAAGAGAUGAAUUUCCGUCGGUUUCGGUAGAUUUAGUCUUUAGCGACCAAGAUGUCCUUCCCCGGCUUGGGCGGAGUGCUGCUGAAGACAUAGCUUUGAUGCAAGCAUCCAUCAAGGAGGUUGCUGCGCAGUAUCCUCUGCCGAGAGCUGAAUGUGAGGAAUUCGUGGCAAAGCAGGCGUGGGGAUGA
Molecule: messenger RNA, 654 nt
Organism: Chaetomium strumarium
Lineage: Eukaryota; Fungi; Ascomycota; Sordariomycetes; Sordariales; Chaetomiaceae
Exons: 5
Coding region: 1-654 (217 amino acids)
Source: RefSeq, a predicted model, not a curated record